Messenger RNA from Suillus paluster, 249 nucleotides. RefSeq lists its product as uncharacterized. Bases 1 to 249 code for a protein of 82 amino acids. The transcript has 3 exons. Gene Ontology annotation, biological process: protein N-linked glycosylation. NCBI's taxonomy places the organism in Eukaryota, Fungi, Basidiomycota, Agaricomycetes, Boletales, Suillaceae. The record is from RefSeq and is a predicted model, not a curated record.
AUGGACAACUACGAGGCAAUACAGGCCCUACAUAAAUCACUGCCUGCAUUCUCUCCUUAUGUGCCCGCGUCUCUCCUUCCAUCCAUAGCUCUCAUCCUCUUGACAUCAACUUUCGCUCUUGCAUUUUACUUUUCAACCCUACCAAAAGACACGUUCCCGCUACGCGAGACCGCGGUGGCAUCACUAGCUAGUGUCCUCGGCGGUUUUGGAGUUGUUGCCCUGUUCUGUAGUGUUGGAGUGAACGUGUAG